AUUCUAUAUGGGUAUCCAAAUUCUUUCUUUUCAUGUUCAUUCAUUAUUCCGAAUCAAAGAUGAAAGUAAAAGAGAGGAAGAUCAGCUAAGGCACAAUUGAAAAUUUCAACCAUAAGUUUCAACAUGGUUUUCAACAAUACCAUGUUUCUACUUGUUCUACUCCGACUGCAUUUGGUUCUUCUAGUAUCUUGUCUUGAUUAUCACCAAAAUCCUCACCAUUCUCUUCUCAAAGACAAAGCUGCUCUCCUUGCAUUCAAGAGAACUAUUGUAUAUGAUCCAUAUGCCAUACUUUCUAACUGGAAUGAAUCUGUUUUUGUCUGUGAUUUCAAUGGUGUCUUCUGUGACAAGCAUCGUCACCGCGUUGCACAACUCGUCCUCAAUGACAGUGAACUUGUAGGGACUCUCUCACCUUUCCUUUCCAAUCUCACCGGCCUUCGUAACUUAACCAUCAUUAACAGUCACUUGUAUGGAACCAUUCCUCCUGAGUUCUCUCACCUUAGACAUCUUCAUCAUCUCCGGCUUGAAAAGAACAAUCUACAUGGUCCUAUACCAGGUUCACUUGCACUUAUUCGCAACCUUACUGUAUUAACUCUUCUGCAGAACAACUUUUCAGGUAAAAUUCCACCUGCCUUAUUCUCCAACUGCACUUUGUUAGAAAUUCUAGACAUUUCUGGUAACUCUUUUACAGGAGAAGUCCCAAUAGAGAUUGGAAAAUGUAGGCAAUUAUGGAACCUCAACUUGUACAAUAAUCAAUUUAGUGGAAGACUUCCUCUGUCUUUGUCCAAUACAACACUUGUAAAUUUAGAUGUAGAAUAUAAUCAUUUUUCUGGAGAAUUACCCAUAGAGAUUGUCAAAAACCAGCCUAAGCUUCGCUAUCUUCAUCUAUCAUACAAUGAUAUGGUAAGCCAUGAUGGAAAUACAAAUCUCAGUCCAUUCUUUACCUCCCUUGGAAAUUGCACAGAACUAAUGGAGCUUGAGUUGGCUGGAAUGGGACAUGGAGGAACAUUGCCUGAUUCCAUUGCAAAACUUGGUGUCAACUUAGUAACUUUGUUGCUGCAAGAGAAUAAACUCUACGGAUCAAUUCCUCCAAGUAUAGCAAACCUUUCGAGUCUUAUGGUGCUGAAUUUGACAACCAAUCUUCUUAAUGGGACAAUUCCGGAUGAGAUAAGCCAGUUGUCAAAGUUAGAACAGCUUUUCUUGUCACAUAACCUCUUCACCAGUUCAAUUCCUAAAGCAUUAGGCCAUAUGCCUCAUCUGGGUCUGCUUGAUCUAUCGCAUAACAAAUUCUCAGGUGAAAUCCCAAGGAGUUUAGGAAAUUUGGUUAGAGUCAACUAUCUAUUCCUUAACAACAACCUCUUGUCCGGGAAAAUACCUUCCACAUUAGGAAAGUGCACAGACCUCUACAAGCUUGACUUGUCACAUAAUGGAUUAACAGGAGCAAUCCCACCAGAAAUAUCAGGUAUGAGUGAGAUUAGAAUUUUUAUAAAUCUCUCAUAUAAUCAACUUGAAGGGCCUUUGCCAAUUGAGCUGAGCAAAUUAGAAGAUGUUCAAGAGAUGGAUCUAUCAUCAAAUAAUCUGAGUGGAAGUAUCUUCCCACAGAUAUCAAGCUGCAUUGCAUUAAGGCUGAUAAAUUUCUCCAACAAUUUACUUCAAGGAAAUCUUCCAGAAUCCUUAGGUGAGCUAAAGAACCUUGAAGUUUUCGAUGUUUCAAGAAACCACUUGAGCGGAAUGAUUCCGGUAAACCUCAACAAGAGUGGAACCCUCACAUUUCUUAACCUUUCAUUUAACAAGUUUGAGGGGAUGAUUCCUUUAGGAGUUGUUUUCAAUUCAGUCACAUACACGUCAUUCUUAGAAAACAAGCAUCUUUGUGGGGCAGUUCCUGGCAUCCCCAAGUGCUCUCGGAAGAGUUUGUUUCGUUCACGAAUUUUCUUAGCCAUAUUUGUCGUGGUGAUAUUCAUAGCAGGAUUCCUGUCAACAAUUUGUUGUGUGAUUGCUUUCCGGCACAUAAAAGUACUAAUGUCAUCUCAGAAGACUCAAAUUGUGAGAAAACCAGCAGCACUUGAAUUGAUUCACAACUUCCCAAGAAUAACAUAUAGAGAAUUGUCAGAGGCCACUGGAGGAUUUGACGAGCAAAGACUAAUUGGUGCAGGCAGCUAUGGACGCGUCUACAGGGGAGUUCUUCCAGAUGGAUCAGCCAUAGCAGUCAAGGUGUUACAGUUACAAACUGGAGAUUCAACAAAGAGUUUCAACAGAGAAUGCCAAGUCUUGAAGAGAAUUCGACAUAGAAAUCUGAUAAGGAUUGUGACAGCAUGCAGUCUUCCUGAUUUCAAGGCUCUUGUUCUUCCUUACAUGGCAAAUGGGAGCUUGGAUAGGCGUCUCUAUCCACAUUCACAGACAGGUUUAGGAUCAGGGUCGUCGGAUUUGAGUCUCAUCCAAAGGGUAAACAUUUGUAGUGACAUUGCUGAAGGAAUGGCCUAUUUGCAUCACCACUCCCCGGUUAGAGUCAUACAUUGUGAUCUCAAGCCAAGCAAUGUUCUUCUCAAUGACGACAUGACAGCUCUAGUUUCAGAUUUUGGGAUUGCAAGACUGGUUAUGACAGUUGGAGGAAAUGCGGCUGCUGAGAACAUGGGAAACUCUACUGUGAAUUUGUGUGGAUCUAUUGGAUACAUUGCACCAGAGUAUGGAUUUGGUACUAACACAUCCACAAAAGGAGAUGUUUACAGUUUUGGGAUUCUAGUCCUAGAGAUGGUGACAAGAAGAAGGCCAACAGAUGACAUGUUUGGUGGUGGUCUAAGCCUUCACAGGUGGGUUAAGAACCAUUAUCAUGGAAGAGUUGAAAAAGUAGUAGACCCUUCACUGAUGAGAGAUUCAAGAAAUCAAUCACCAGAGGUGAAAAAGAUGUGGGAAGCAGCAAUUGGAGAAUUGAUUGAAUUGGGUAUUCUUUGCACGCAAGAGUCCCCUUCAACUCGGCCUACAAUGUUGGAUGCUGCUGAUGAUUUAGAUAGGCUAAAGAGGUACCUUUGUGGGGACACCACUACUACAUUUGCUUCUUCUUUGGGAAUAUCUUCUUCCACUCUAGGUGAUGAUUAACAGCUUUCAAGAUUUUUUUUUGCACAGAACUAUAUUGGUUUUUUCUUUUUUUCAUUUUUUUAUGGUUUACUUGUGUUUUUCCCUUCUGGGAAGUGAUUUUUCUGCAUUUUUGUAAACAAUAAAAGUAUGUAGCUUAAUUAGAUUGGUGGAAGCAAUUGGAUUUCACAAUCAUUGAUCACUGUAACAGAAUUUGUUGCUUUUAAUUGGCAUCUUCUAUUUUA
Molecule: messenger RNA, 3311 nt
Organism: Ziziphus jujuba (common jujube)
Lineage: Eukaryota; Viridiplantae; Streptophyta; Magnoliopsida; Rosales; Rhamnaceae
Product: putative leucine-rich repeat receptor-like serine/threonine-protein kinase At2g24130
Exons: 2
Coding region: 124-3090 (988 amino acids)
Biological process (GO): protein phosphorylation
Molecular function (GO): protein kinase activity; protein binding; ATP binding
Source: RefSeq, a predicted model, not a curated record